This is a messenger RNA of Trichomycterus rosablanca, 1495 nucleotides long. It is a transcript of the gene xbp1, whose product is annotated as X-box binding protein 1. Gene Ontology annotation, molecular function: DNA-binding transcription factor activity, RNA polymerase II-specific; RNA polymerase II transcription regulatory region sequence-specific DNA binding. Gene Ontology annotation, cellular component: nucleus. Gene Ontology annotation, biological process: regulation of DNA-templated transcription. The record is from RefSeq and is a predicted model, not a curated record. NCBI's taxonomy places the organism in Eukaryota, Metazoa, Chordata, Actinopteri, Siluriformes, Trichomycteridae.
AGAAACGGGGAAGCACUUAGUUCGGGUGGAAUAACUAUACAAAUCUAUUUACUUAUCCCCAAACUCGACAACACACGGGUCGUCAGGAUCCUUACGCCGAAUACAAGAUGGUUGUAGUAACAGCAGGGCUUGGAGGAGCCCACAAAGUGCUCCUAAUUUCAUCUUCACAGUGCAGUGAUAUGGCUGCUCAGCCUCUGAGGAAAAGACAGAGACUCACACAUCUGAGUCCUGAGGAAAAAGCACUGAGGAGGAAACUGAAGAACAGAGUUGCAGCGCAGACAGCCAGAGACAGAAAAAAGGCCAAAAUGGGGGAACUGGAGCAGCAGGUCUUGGAGCUGGAACUUGAAAAUCAGAAGCUUCAUCUGGAGAACCAGAUGUUGCAGGACAGAACGGGCGAUCUUUUAAACGAGAAUGAGGAACUGAGACAGAGACUGGGGUUGGACACCCUCGACUCGCAAGAGAAGGUGCAGGUGGUGGAGUCCGGUGCGAGCGACAUGGUUUUGGUGAACGGGUCUUCUGAGCGCAGCACUCAGGCUACGUGUGCCUCCGCAGCAGGUGCAGGCCCAGCGAUCAUCAAAGCCGAGGAGCUCGCCCUUGAUCCUCCAGCUACUGGCACUGCAGACUCUGAGUCUGAUCUCUUGCUUGGCAUUCUGGACAUCAUUGACCCGGAACUGUUCCUCGAAGAAGCGGCAGAGCCGAACCCCUCCGAGCAGCUCGUGCUGGUGGAGCCGGCCUCACGUUCGCUACCUGCCGCCUCACCUCCGGCUGUGGGGGCCGCACCAGUUAAGCUGGAAGCCCUUAAUGAACUGAUCCAGUUCGACCACAUCUACACCAGACCGGCGGAGGAGGACGAGGAGGGCGCGUACGGAGCCCGAGACGACCGCGACCCCGGCGCCUUCUCCUCCGAAGACGAGGACGUCGAGGUGGAGAUGGAAACCGUCUCCAUCAAGGACGAACCCGAGGACGUGGCCGUCCCAGCGACGGACGCCGGCUCCAUGGGCGCCGACGACUUCCUGUCCGAGACGUCCGCCGACUUCGGAGGGUACGACGGGGCGCCGUGCUUGUUCAACGACGCGUACAGCGACUCUGGAUACGAAAGGUCACCUUCCCCUUUCAGCGACAUGUCGUCCCCGCUGUGCUCCGACGCCUCGUGGGAGGACGUGUUCGCUAGCGAACUCUUUCCGCAGCUCAUCAGCGUGUGAACCGACCCAUUAACACAUCAGUGUCAUGUAAAUGAUUAACGUUAGCUACGAAAUGUACAGUCGUCUCUAUCCAAUUAAACCAAAGUAAUUCCAGUUAGCUUGCAAAUAAUCGAAUAAUCGAAUGAAUUAAGCUCAGUAUUGUUGACCGUGGGGAAGAAUCUUUUUAAAGCUAUUUAUUUGUGUACCUCGUACCAGAGUCUCGUCUUUAAUCUGCUCGUGUUGUAUAAUGUAAUUUUAUUAGCGCCCUCCUUGUAGAAACAUGUAUCUACCGCAUUAAAAAUUUUUGCAUUGCA